Molecule: messenger RNA, 474 nt
Organism: Drosophila guanche
Lineage: Eukaryota; Metazoa; Arthropoda; Insecta; Diptera; Drosophilidae
Gene: lmgA
Product: anaphase-promoting complex subunit 11
Exons: 1
Coding region: 187-444 (85 amino acids)
Biological process (GO): positive regulation of mitotic metaphase/anaphase transition; anaphase-promoting complex-dependent catabolic process; protein ubiquitination
Cellular component (GO): nucleus; anaphase-promoting complex
Molecular function (GO): cullin family protein binding; ubiquitin protein ligase activity; zinc ion binding
Source: RefSeq, a predicted model, not a curated record
AUUUUCGACAACCCUACAUUUGACCUAUUUCAGCAGAAUCGAAGAAAAAAAAACAAUAUUUUGCGAAAAAGAAACACGAAGAUUGCGACAGCAUUCGUUUUUAUCAGUCACGGACAAAAUAGUUUAAAUUCGCGGACAUUGCAGCAGAUACAGACACAUAUUCCAGUGCAAACCAAUGUGCGCAAAAUGAAAGUAACAAUCAAGUCAUGGACGGGAGUUGCAACUUGGCGUUGGAUAGCGAAUGAUGAGAAUUGCGGUAUUUGUCGCAUGUCCUUCGAGAGCACUUGCCCAGAGUGUGCGCUGCCCGGUGACGAUUGCCCCCUAGUGUGGGGUGUCUGCUCCCAUUGUUUCCACAUGCAUUGCAUUGUCAAGUGGCUCAACUUGCAACCAUUGAACAAACAGUGUCCCAUGUGCCGCCAAAGUUGGAAAUUCAAUAUACACUAAGCUAAGAAAGGAAUCGGGCGGAGGACACGA